AUGAAGUGCCUAGCAAUUCUCUUAGCUUUUGUGGCUUUUUCUGAAUGUCUUGUUAAGGUUCCCAUCUGGAAAGGAGAGAAACUUAGAGAUACUCUUAGGCAGAAACAUUUGCUGGGAAGUCUUCUACAAGAACAUCAUUAUGACAUUAGUACUAAGUACACCAAAUGUUCUCCAGUUGUUUUCAAUUCUGGUCAGCUGGCUGAUGAACCACUCUUGAACUACUUAGAUGCCCAAUAUUAUGGAACAAUCUACAUUGGAACACCACCACAGGAAUUCAUUGUUCUGUUUGACACUGGAUCAUCAAAUCUCUGGGUACCAUCUGUUUCCUGCAAUAGUGCAGCAUGUAAAAAUCAUCAUCGAUUUAACCCAAGCCUUUCUUCUACUUUCAAGAGCACAAAACAGUCUAUGGCCAUUUGGUAUGGCACAGGAAACAUGUUUGGCGUGUUAGGAUAUGACACAGUGAAGAUGUCCAGUUUCAUUGAUACCAACCAACCUUUUGGUUUGAGCACUGUAGAGCCAGGAAACGUUUUCACCUACGCAAAGUUUGAUGGCAUCCUGGGCUUGGCCUACCCCACGAUUUCAGUUGAUCAAGCAACUCCUGUCUUUGAUAAUUUGAUGAAAGAAGGUUUAGUGCAACAAGACCUGUUUUCUGUUUAUCUCAGCAAAGAAGCAACUGGGAGCAUGAUCACUUUUGGUGGAAUAGAUCAUUCUUAUUAUACUGGUUCUAUUAACUGGAUCCCUGUGACUUCACAAACAUACUGGCAGAUUUCAAUGGACAGUGUUUUAGUGAAUGAUAAGGAGGUUGCCUGCAAUGGUGGCUGUCAAGCAAUUGUUGAUACAGGUACCUCCCUCCUGGCUGGUCCACCAUCCGGCAUAUCUAGCAUCCUAAAAGCCAUUGGAGUUAAUCCACAGCAGCCUGUAAUCAACUGCAGUAAUCUCUCCAACCUGCCUGAUAUUGUUUUUGUAAUCAAUGGAAUCCACCAUCCAUUGCCACCAGCAGCUUAUACUAUUCAGUCAUAUGGCUAUUGCUCCACUGGUUUGCAAGCAAUUGGUCAGGAAAGCUGGAUUCUAGGAGAUGUGUUCAUAAGAGAAUACUACACCAUUUUUGACAGAGGCAACAAUCAAGUUGGGAUGGCAAAGGCAAUCUAA
Thamnophis elegans (Western terrestrial garter snake) is the source of this 1149-nucleotide messenger RNA. Its product is annotated as embryonic pepsinogen-like. The transcript has 10 exons. Gene Ontology annotation, biological process: proteolysis. Gene Ontology annotation, molecular function: aspartic-type endopeptidase activity. The record is from RefSeq and is a predicted model, not a curated record. Lineage: Eukaryota; Metazoa; Chordata; Lepidosauria; Squamata; Natricidae. The coding region runs from base 1 to 1149 and encodes 382 amino acids.